AUGAGCCGCAGCAGCAGCAGAAGCAGCCGUGCCAUGGGUCGCCCCGUCUCGGGCGAGCUUUCUGGCAGCAUCUACCUGAUCGCGUCCGAUGGCCAGACGCUCAAGCUACCCAUGCCCAGCAAUUCCCCAUAUGACCCUCUGGGCUGGGGCUUGCCCAGGCGCGUCCUCGCCAUGGGCGUUCUCAUACUAUAUUCAAUCGUGUCCAUCAUGGAGACGCAAGCUGCCAGCCUGAUGUAUCCCUCUCUUGCUGCAGAAUUCGACGGCAAGACCGGCAACUUCCCGAUGAACAUACUUGUUUCAACGCCGAGCACACUCUCUCUCGGUAUCGGAGCUUUCCUGUGGAUUCCCCUGUCGGUGGCUGUCGGGAGACGGCCCGUAUUCUUGCUUGCGUCGUGCUGCCUGACUUUGGCCACUGUUCUGGCGGCGAAUGCCUCGGGGUUCUACCAGCUUCUCGGAGCUUUGAGUUUGCAGGGGUUCUCGGCAGGACUGGGCCUUAGCGCGUCGCUGCUGGCAGUCAUCGAUCUCACCUUCAUCGAUGAGCGCCCCCACGCACUCGGCAUCUUAUGGAGCCUUAGCGGUUCCGGCGGCCUCUUGUCUCUGACAAGCGUACCGGCCCUUAGCGCGUCCGGAUGGAGGGGCUUCUACUCUGCCUGGAUCUUCCCCUGCUUGGCCGUCCUCGUAUGCGUCUUUGUCUUCCUCCCUGAGACGUACUUCGUCCGACCGGUCGUUGCCUUUGACGGUCGUAUUCUCGUGCAAGGUGGGUCGGAGAAGAUUCAGAUAUACGACGGCUGGGAACAGACAGUUGGUGAGGGGCCAGACAACGCGGCGCGGCAGGAACCCGCCCCCGAGACGCUGUGGCAAAGCAUUGUUCGAAAAUGGGGAGUCCAAAAGCGCGGCGCGGGCUUCAAGGAAAUGGGAACCUGCUACGUUCAGACGAUGUUGUGCGCAUGCAACCCCCUCGUCUUUUGGGUCGCCGUUCUCAACGCCCUCAAUGUUGGGGCCGUGCUUCUCAUCGGUGAGACCUAUGCCGUUGUCAUGGCGCAGCCGCCCUAUAGCCUUCCCCAGCGUGUCAUCUCCAUGGUCAGCCCCGUCUCGGCCGUCGGCUCGCUGCUUGCCUGGCCAGUGUCGGCCAUCCUGACGUCGCGGGUGGCUCGCCGCCUGACGCUCCGCAACGGCGGAGUCCGGGAUGCAGAGCACUACCUCAUCGCCUUUCUCCCUCCCGUCCUCGCCGGCGUGACAAGCGUCGUCUUGUACGGGUUGGCCGUUCACUACGAAUGGAACUUCAUCUGUAUCUUUGUGUCCUACGCCAUCAACGCCUUCAGUGCGGCGGCCUUCGGCAUUGCUUCGACCCUCUGGGUCACAGAGGCAUUCCCUCGCUGGGCCGCACCCGCCAUGGUCAUCGUCGGAGGAGCGGGAUAUCUGCUGAGCUUCGCGACGUCCUCCACUAUCACGCCAUGGCUUGAUUCACAGGGAUACCUGGGUGCCAGCCUCGAAUAUGGCGCCAUUCUGCUGAUCGUGGGAGCUGUUGCCCUACCGCUUGCUUUCUGUGGAAAGAGCCUGCGGCAGUACAUCCACGGCAGAUGGGGGGCGUCGGAGGCUGGAGCGUUGCGACCACAAUAA
Colletotrichum graminicola M1.001 is the source of this 1620-nucleotide messenger RNA. Its product is annotated as major facilitator superfamily transporter. The record is from RefSeq and is a predicted model, not a curated record. Lineage: Eukaryota; Fungi; Ascomycota; Sordariomycetes; Glomerellales; Glomerellaceae. The transcript has 3 exons. Gene Ontology annotation, molecular function: transmembrane transporter activity. Bases 1 to 1620 code for a protein of 539 amino acids. Gene Ontology annotation, biological process: transmembrane transport.